AUGGCCCCCUUUUCAUCAAAGCGCACUUUGGAGGAGAUCGCCAACAAAUCAGACUCCGAUGACUUUGACUACAGCGAUCAUCCCGUGCGACCGUCGAGGUCCUCAGGCAAGGCCAGGAAGAAAGUGAAGACUGCCAAGAAAAAGCGACGCCGCGGUUCUGACGAUGACGAUAUCGAUUCAGACGAUGACAUGCUAAGCGAUUUUGACGAGCUGUCCUAUGAAGAAUCGGCAGAAGAAGAGGAUCCUAAUGUGGAGCGCAAUGCACGAGGUCUUGCGCGUAGAAAAGCCGUUCGGGAGCGUCCAGUAUACAAGGAGGAUUCCGACGAAGAUAACGUGGAAGAAAACGAAGACGAAGAGGAGAAUGAUGAUGACGACGACGACGAUGAAGAAGAAGAAGAGGUGAUCAUAAAACGCCCGCCUCGAACUCGAAGAGGCAAUGUGAUUACACUCAAAAUAGGAAAAGCUUUGAAUAGACCACCCACGUCCGACGCAAAUACACGUACCAGACGCAGUACCCGUCAUAAUCGCGACCCCUCGGAGGAUAUUUAUGCUCUGACGAAUUCAGGAAGACAUGCGCAAACCGUCGAGCAGGGAAUCUCUGUCCCCGAAAUCCGAACACGACGUGCUUCCAAAACUGUAGCUACUACAAGGGCAAUUCAAGAAGCGGAUGAGAACGAUUCGAGUAACGUGAAGUCUGUCGAUGAAAGCACUGAAGUAAAGGCAUCUGAGUCGGAAGUCCUGGAAAGUGAUCCACAAGGUGAAAUCGACGAGAGUUUCCCUUCAUUCGUGCAAGGCAUUGUUGAGAGCGCUGAUGUUGAGAUGCCUGAUGGUGGUGUGAUUCCGGAGUCCGAUAAUGAAGCACCCAAAGAGGAAGAAGCAGACAACCAAGAACAAGAAGAUGAAGAUGAGGACGAUGAUGAGGACGAAGGCCCGGUCACGCGCAGGAGGAACAGACCCAACCAAAAGCCCACAGCAGAUGCCCAAGCGGACGAUGGUAGCGAAACCCGUUCUAGCAGGAAAAGGCCGCCACGCUCUUCACAACGAAAGCAAGACGAAAAUUCUGACUUUGAGCCAAAUGAAGAGGAAUCCGACGAUGAUGAUGAAAUAUCAGAAUCAGGUCGAUCAAAUGCUUCUCCGCGCAAAGCAGAGCACCCCACACGAGAUGAUAAUAGCAGCAAUGGCAGACGGCCUGGACUCCGCAAUCGAAAGUCGCAAUCUCGUGGCCGAGCAGAUUCUGAAGUAUAUGUCGAUGAAGCCGAGGAGCUAGCAGAGGAACUGGAAGACUUGCAACCAUCACGGCGCCGCCGAAGGAAUAAUGUCAACUCCAUAACCUACGAGGACAAACCUCGCCGCAGCAGAAAGGAUGUUGAUUAUCGACUCAUUCGCCCGGAUCUGAUCCUUCCCAUGGAAGAAGAGGAGGGUGAGCUUGCAAUGAACGAGUCUCCUUCUCGUCGCGGACGAGGUGGUGGAACGGGAACCUGGCAGCGUACACUUUUCUCGACGUCCGGCCCAUUCGGCGGUGGAGGACCUGCAGCUGUUCUGGGUCCUCCAGGUGCACAAGGAGCAAUUGCCAAUGUUGAUAGCGAUAGCAGCGACGACGAAAUAAUGCAAGUGAGAGGUGGCCCGGGAGCAUCAGGAGGGCUUGCGGCUCCUGGAGGCGUAGGGCUGAUGCCCGCUCAAGCUCAUAGUGCAGACGCUGCUGCUCCAGGACUCUCGGGAACGCCGGCGAACUUUGGUAAAGUCAAAGACAAGCAAACACUGGCCGACGCUGAUCCUCUGGGGAUUGAUCCUAAUGUCAAUUUUGACAGUGUGGGCGGUUUACAAGCCCAUAUUGAUCAAUUGAAAGAGAUGGUGGCUUUACCGCUAUUGUACCCUGAGAUUUUCCAGCGUUUUCAUAUCGUGCCGCCGCGUGGAGUAUUGUUCCACGGACCUCCUGGAACUGGAAAAACCCUGAUGGCGCGUGCUCUCGCGUCAAGUGUCAGCUCAGAAGGACGGAAGGUCACAUUUUAUAUGAGGAAAGGUGCUGAUGCCCUCAGCAAAUGGGUUGGUGAAGCCGAGAGACAAUUGCGAUUGCUCUUUGAAGAGGCCCGCAAGACCCAACCAAGUAUUAUAUUCUUCGAUGAGAUUGAUGGACUUGCUCCCGUCAGAUCGAGCAAACAAGAGCAGAUCCAUGCAUCAAUUGUCUCGACUCUCUUAGCUUUAAUGGAUGGUAUGGAUGGAAGAGGCCAAGUUAUUGUCAUUGGAGCAACGAAUAGACCCGAUUCGAUAGAUCCAGCUCUCCGCCGGCCUGGCCGUUUCGACCGUGAAUUCUACUUUCCCCUGCCCAACAAAGAUGGCCGACGUGCUAUUUUAGAUAUCCACACCAAAGGCUGGAAUCCUCCUCUGCCCAAUCCGAUAAAGGAUGAGUUAGCGGAAUUGACAAAGGGCUAUGGCGGUGCCGACCUUCGUGCACUGUGCACUGAAUCUGCUUUGAAUGCAGUGCAAAGGCGGUAUCCACAGAUUUACAAAUCAAGCCAGAAAUUGCUCAUUGAUCCAAAGACAAUCGAGGUAACACCAAAAGACUUCAUGAUAUCCAUCAAGAAAAUCGUUCCGUCGUCGGAGCGAUCAACAUCCUCAGGCGCCACUCCUUUACCAAAAACAGUAGAGCCUUUGCUACGCGAUCGUUUUACAGAGAUAAAAAAUGUUCUUGCCAAUAUUCUCCCGCAAUCCAAGCGCUUAACUGCAUUGGAAGAAGCGGAAUUUGAGGAACCGCAUGGGGCCGGAAGCUUUAAAAGAGAACAGAUGCACCAAGAAUUCGAGAGUUCUCGCAUUUUCAGACCUCGGCUUCUCAUCCGUGGCCCCCAGGGUAUGGGCCAGCAAUAUCUUGCUGGGGCUGUUCUUCACCACUUCGAGGGCCUCCACGUACAGUCUUUCGACCUUCCAACACUACUUAGUGAUUCCACUAGAUCCCCAGAAGCCACUGUCGUUCAGCUUUUCGCUGAAGUCAAGCGUCAUAAGCCAAGCGUCAUCUACAUCCCUAAUGUACAGACAUGGUAUGAAACUGUUGGCCAGGCAGUAAUAUCGACAUUCCUCGGCCUUCUCCGUUCCAUACCCCCAACGGACCCUGUGCUGCUUCUGGGUGUGCUUGAAGAAGACGAUGGAGAACCACUCGAUCCUGCAAUGCUCAAGUCUCUGUUUGGAUAUUCAAAGAAAAACCUCUACACUUUAACGCCGCCAAACAAGCCGGCUAGAUCUGAGUAUUUCGGUAGGAUAACCGACUAUGUGAAGACCUCGCCGCUCGAUUUUCCCGAUCCAGAAAAUCGGAAAAGGAGGAAGUUGGAGACUCUUGAGGUGGCACCUCCUCCGCCGCCCAAGCCUAAAACUCCGUUGACCAAGGAGCAAUUGAAAGCACAAAAGAGAAAGGACCGACAGACCCUGAAUCUACUAAAAAUCCGGAUUCAGCCCAUCAUGGACCAGAUCAAGAAAUAUAAACGGUUCAGAACUGGGGUAAUUGAUGAUUCUCAAAUCCGCUAUUUGUUCGAAGAGGAGGACCCAGCAAUCCUUACCAGCGACUUGCCAAUAGAACAACAAAUGGCUUUUCGGCCAUUUGAGAAAGCUAUAGACAAACAUGGGGUUCCAGGUUUGCAAGAAACGGCAACCGGCAGGUUCUUUUACAACUUGGAGAUCGUGACUAUUGAAAAACGGUUGUCCAAUGGGUACUACAAAAGACCCAAAGACUUUUUGGCUGAUAUCAAGAGGAUUGCCAAGGAUGCUCGUGCUUUGGGCGACCAGGAGCGCCUUCUACGCGCUAAUGAACUUUUGUCCAACGUGGAAGUUGACGUUGGCGCUAUUGAACAAAGUGAUCCUGCAUUGGUUGCAGAAUGUGAGGCUGUUUAUAACCGAGAGGUGGAACGGGAGCAAGAGGCGAUUGAACAUGCCAAAAAGACAAAUCCUGUGCGUGAAAUGGGUCCUCCGCCCAACACCAACGUACCACAUGGGAACACCGAGUCAAGCAUGUCCUCAGGGCCAGUUGUUCUCGGUCAGUCUGCUGUCAAUGGAACGAGACCCGUGACGCCUUCUAAUCUUUCAAACGUGAUUUCUGUGAGCAAUGGAAUUCAUGGGGGCAGUGGCUUGGAUCUUUACCACGGUACUUCAAAGAGCAAUGAACAUUCUCGCGCAGAGGACGGGGACACGCUCAUGACGAAUUCCGAUGAGCUAGAUUACAGUGGUCGGAUUACUGCCAAUAGUUCUUUUGGGCCGUCAGCUCAGCCCAAACACCCUCUUUCUAACACGGCGCCUUCCCAGCAAAUCAGGCGGGAAUCUGGCCUUUCUAGUUUUUCACAAAAGGCGCCGAUGACACCAAUGGCUCCUGGAUCCCAGCCAGGUGACUAUGCCAAUGAUGCUUCAACGACACAAACAACGUCUGAGAAGAAGACUUCACAUCAGUCCACGGAACCACAAUUUCAUACACAGAGCCCUAUAACUGGAAGCGGGCCACGAGAUGUGCCAGAUUUGACGUCGUAUCCUGAUCGGAUUUCUCAGGAGGACUCCCAUCUUCCUGAUACGCAGCAAGAAUACCCGUAUUCUCAAACUAGCCAUAUGAAUGGCAGUCAAUCACAACCACGCAUGACUGCUCUCCCAAAUAGUCUACAACACCGGUCUACAGCAGCAGAUACUGGAAUAAGACAGUCUGGGCAGGCAUCCGAUAUUAGAUCUCUGCUAAAUAACGAGGAGCGAUCGCCGCGCCUCAACAUUGAUCACGGAUUUAUCGACCAACUUCACUUCCAGUUGACACAGCUGACCAGUGGCUGCUCAGUGGAACAGCUUGAGCAGAUCAACACUCACUUGAUGGAUUGUCUUUGGAAGAAGCGCGGAGAAUGGGAUAGGACCAAAGUGGCUUCUCUGCUCAAGGACGAAUUUAACGAAAUAUUGCAGGAUAUGCAGAAUAACCAGUACUUCCUGUCUAUGAGCCAACACACCAAGGAGCAGUUGGCUACGCAGGGAACAAGCGCUAUGUUCCCCAUCACAUAA
This is a messenger RNA of Talaromyces atroroseus, 5010 nucleotides long. RefSeq lists its product as hypothetical. Lineage: Eukaryota; Fungi; Ascomycota; Eurotiomycetes; Eurotiales; Trichocomaceae. The coding region runs from base 1 to 5010 and encodes 1669 amino acids. The transcript has 3 exons. Gene Ontology annotation, biological process: positive regulation of transcription by RNA polymerase II. Gene Ontology annotation, cellular component: nucleus. The record is from RefSeq and is a predicted model, not a curated record. Gene Ontology annotation, molecular function: ATP hydrolysis activity; chromatin binding; histone binding.